This is a messenger RNA of Prunus armeniaca (apricot), 1515 nucleotides long. NCBI's taxonomy places the organism in Eukaryota, Viridiplantae, Streptophyta, Magnoliopsida, Rosales, Rosaceae. The record is from the annotation of a GenBank genome assembly.
AUGGGAUUCAAGGUGUUAGGGGGAGGAGGAGACAAGUUCAAGAAUUCGAUGCUCGUCACGACGACGACGUCGUCGCCGCCGUCGAGGUCGAAAAUGAAGCUGUGGAUGAUACGGGCAACGACGUCGGUUUUGUUGUGGACGUGUAUUGUACAAUUAACGGCUUUGGGGGAUAUGUGGGGGCCUAGGGUUUUGAAAGGCUGGCCUGCUUGUUUCUCUCAGGAGUCUGCUGCCGCCUCUUCUGUUUUGCAAGACAAGUUGCCUUCCGUCCCGGCCAGAGUUCUUCCGCCCAAGAGGGUUUAUAAAAACAAUGGCUACCUGAUGGUUUCAUGCAAUGGGGGACUCAAUCAAAUGAGAGCAGCGAUAUGUGACAUGGUUGCUAUUGCAAGAUAUUUGAACGUCACUCUCAUUGUCCCUGAGCUUGAUAAAACCUCCUUUUGGGCUGAUCCCAGUGAGUUCCAAGACAUAUUCGAUGUGGAUCAUUUCAUCACAUCCUUGAGAGAUGAAGUUCGCAUAUUGAAAGAGUUGCCUCCGAGGGUUAAGAGGAGAGUGGCACUAGGAAUGAUUUAUACCAUGCCACCAAUUAGUUGGUCUGACAUGUCUUAUUAUCAUAAUCAGAUUCUUCCUCUGAUACAAAAGUACAAAGUGGUACAUCUAAAUAGAACUGAUGCCCGACUUGCCAAUAAUGGACAACCUCUGGAUAUUCAGAGACUUCGAUGCCGAGUAAAUUUUAGUGCUCUGAGGUUUACUUCUCAGAUAGAGGAGUUGGGUAAAAGGGUUAUCAGGCUUCUAAGGCAAAAUGGUCCUUUCCUAGUGCUUCAUCUUAGAUAUGAAAUGGACAUGUUGGCAUUUUCUGGCUGUACUCAAGGUUGUAACGCUGAGGAGGUGGAAGAAUUGACAAGAAUGAGAUAUGCUUAUCCCUGGUGGAAAGAGAAAAUAAUCAAUUCUGACCUGAAAAGGAAAGAUGGUUUGUGUCCUCUGACACCUGAAGAAACCGCUCUUACACUGAGCGCACUUGACAUUGAUCGUGAUAUUCAGAUUUAUAUUGCAGCUGGUGAAAUAUAUGGUGCAGAGAGGAGAAUGGGAAGUCUUGCAAAGGCUUAUCCCAAAUUGGUCAGAAAGGAGACACUGUUGGAACCGUCAGACCUUAGGUUCUUUCAAAACCACUCAUCCCAAAUGGCAGCACUGGAUUAUCUUGUCUCAUUGGAGAGCGAUAUUUUUGUUCCCACAUAUGACGGAAACAUGGCUAAAGUGGUUGAAGGCCAUCGCAGAUUUCUUGGGUUCAAGAAGACAAUUCUACUGGACAGAAAGCUUCUUGUUGAUUUGAUAGACCAGUACACAAGUGGAUCAUUGAAUUGGGAUGAAUUUUCAUCUGCAGUAAAGGACGCUCAUGCAGGUCGAAUGGGGAACCCAACUAAUAGGUUGAUGAUCCAAGACCGACCAAAAGAGGAGGACUAUUUCUAUGCCAACCCAGAAGAGUGUUUGCAACCGUUAGAUGAACAACUGAGUAGUACGUGA